AUGGGGAAACAGCGCAGAGUCAAGAAUCGAAAACCUUGGGUUUCCAAUUCUCAAUCUCCGCAAGGCUUAGCAGCCCACCGGUCCCGAAGGACCCAUGCUCUUGACAACUUACGAACCUUUCUGACAGCCCUAGUUAUCGUGCACCACACAGCAAUUCCCUACGGGGGCGUGGGAUCGUGGAAGAUCCGGUCACGUUGUUUCCCCGAGGAAUCAGUCGUCCUAGUCGUCUUCAAUGUGCUGAAUCAGACGUUCUUCAUGGGCUUGUUCUUUUUCUUAUCAGGGUAUUUUACCCGUGUGCAGAUAUCCAAGAGCAACGUCCCAGGGUCCACACUGUUCUAUUCGCGAGUAUGGCGUCUUUUACUUCCGGCGAUUCUUUAUACCGUUCUCGUCAUGCCAACUUUGGAUGCUAUAGUCCAUAUGUCAGGGUAUAACCCCCUAGAAGGACAGACAAGUCUGUGGGAGGUGUAUGUCUCCUCCUGGAGCCAGAUUCGGGGAAUCCAAGGACAAGUUUGGUAUCUUGCUUUGGUCGUACCAUUCGACACGGCAGUCAUCCUAUUAUCGCAGAUUUUUGACAAGGGUGCAAACCAGUUUCUUGCUUCGACAUUCAACCACAAACGGCUCCUCAUAUCAAGUGCAUGGACCACAUCCAUAUUAUCCAGUUUCGCCAUCCGAAUCGUAUACCCAGUUGGGUAUAUCUGGUCUCCGCUGGGCCUGCAGCUUGCCUAUCUACCACAGUACAUACUCGCCUAUACCAGUGGCAAUUUCGCGUCGAUUUCAGAUGAUUACUUCAUCCUGGACCCGCUCCGCAGCGGGGUUCGCAAGCCAUUGAAGAGACUCGUCUCCGCAGUGAUAUUCUGCCUGGCAAGUCUAGCCAUGCUCACUGCCUUACAAGAGAAAUUCCUCGGGAUCAACUCAGAAGAACUCAUGUCUCUGACGCGUGGCGGCUUUAACGUCCCGGCUCUGAUGUAUGCAGCGUGGAAUGAGAUGGGCUUUGCACUGGUUGGAUUUUCUUUACUUGCCGUGUUCCUUCGAUACUGUGACACCCCUUGGCUUCUUUGUGGCGCGUGGCUUCCGCGGUAUUCUUAUGCUGCGUUUCUAAUUCAUCCUUUGGUGAGUCUGGUGGUUGAACUUGUGGUUGAGUCUGUCAUGGACUGUGGACGGGACGGUUGUUGCUUGUAUGGUAUGUGGGUGUGGGCUGGCCCUGUGAUAUUGACUCUUGUUGUUGGAUUGGGUAAUGUCUUUGCAUCGUGGAUUGCUGCUUGGGCGGUCAUAUCGAGGAUACCUUACAUUGGUACUAUCAUAUAG
Penicillium cataractarum is the source of this 1305-nucleotide messenger RNA. Its product is annotated as acyltransferase family protein. Gene Ontology annotation, molecular function: acyltransferase activity, transferring groups other than amino-acyl groups. The record is from RefSeq and is a predicted model, not a curated record. Bases 1 to 1305 code for a protein of 434 amino acids. The transcript has a single exon. NCBI's taxonomy places the organism in Eukaryota, Fungi, Ascomycota, Eurotiomycetes, Eurotiales, Aspergillaceae.